Molecule: messenger RNA, 1173 nt
Organism: Girardinichthys multiradiatus
Lineage: Eukaryota; Metazoa; Chordata; Actinopteri; Cyprinodontiformes; Goodeidae
Gene: ccdc197
Product: coiled-coil domain-containing protein 42 homolog
Exons: 9
Coding region: 28-1005 (325 amino acids)
Source: RefSeq, a predicted model, not a curated record
CUGUGUGAAGACACAUUUACAGCAGACAUGGCGACGUCUCCUCUCCCUGUUCUGGACGGGGACACUUGUCCAAAACUGCAGAUGGAAAAAAGAGUGAAAAACGUCUUUGUUACUCAGCUGGAAGACACCAGAGACAGGAAAAAAGAAAUGUUCUACAUACCUGCAAUGGAGACUCCAGGCAAACUCUUGAUGCCUGGAUUGAAAACGCUGAAAAAAAUGUUAAUUUCAAGAAAACAGGCCGAGCUGCAUGACGUGGAGGUCCUGCUCGCACUCAAGACACAAGAUUUCAGGAGCUGCAUGGAGGCUCUUGCUCAUAGAAGGUCCGAGCUGGAAAUGAAACAACAACAAGCUAAAGAGAAGGAGCUGAAAUUCGAGAGGUUUGUGGCUGAGAAUGAAGUGAAGCGACGGAGAGUCCUGAAACAGUGUCAAGCUACACUGGAGCAGAACAUCCUGAAACAGAGAGAGCUGGAAGACUUGACAGAACAGCUGAAAAAACUGGAAGCAAGGAGGCAAGUUUUAAAGCAGAGAACGGAAAAAUACAAAAUCUACGAGGACUAUUUGAUGAAAACUCUAGAUCAUCUCCCUAGCAUUUACCAUCACAGCAGCUACGAAUCUUUGGUCACGCCCAUCAUUCGGCGCCACGAGACGCUGUCCAUCACCCACCAGGAACUGCUGCAACGUUUGCGGCACAUGGACGUGGAGGUGGAAAAGGGUCAGCGGCAGCUGCAAAGCAUGAAGCAGCAGCACAGCAUUAAAAAACUGAUGUCAAACAAAGAAUUAUCUGAACUGCAGAGCGAGUUAGAAAGCCUCAAAGAGAAGAACAAGCAGGCUGAGGUUAACCUGCUGAUGAAACAAGAUAUAUCAAGAGACAAGGUUGAAGAAGUUGGAAAAUUACUUAUGGCUGUCAACAAUCUAGCACAACAGUGUUACCUUCCAGAGUUUGGACCGCUGGAAAGCAUGAGUGUACUGACUAUGAUGGACAUGGUGAAGGUAACAUCCUCAUGAGUUCAUUCUGGACAAGGCGGACACCGAGAGGAGAGCGAGGAGGCUGGAGUCCUGCUCUACAACAGCUUUGACUGACAAACGAUGGAGAGAUUCACUAAAAAGCAUCGGAAGCAAAACCCAAAUCAAAAGUUCAAGUAAAGUUAGUAAAUGACUGAGACAUUCAACUGA